Molecule: messenger RNA, 3013 nt
Organism: Entelurus aequoreus (snake pipefish)
Lineage: Eukaryota; Metazoa; Chordata; Actinopteri; Syngnathiformes; Syngnathidae
Gene: rbms1a
Product: RNA binding motif, single stranded interacting protein 1a
Exons: 15
Coding region: 402-1571 (389 amino acids)
Cellular component (GO): cytosol; nucleus; ribonucleoprotein complex
Molecular function (GO): poly(A) binding; poly(U) RNA binding; mRNA 3'-UTR binding
Source: RefSeq, a predicted model, not a curated record
GGUGGUUAGGAGGCCCAACACCCCCCCGGAGCGGCGAAUGGUUGAGUCCGUAGUAGGCAGGACUGUGAGCGGUCUGCAGCAGGACGUCGGAGAUCAAUGAACCGGACCCGAGGCUCGCUGGUUCGGCGUAAAGUGAGCGGAUAGACGAGUCCCUCCCCCGGAUAAAUGUGUCACUACCUUCAGGGCGGCCAGGCUUCGUCUAACAAUGCCGACAUUUUAAACAGACGCCUGUUGUUUUUUUUAGCCGACUCACCGCUUCCGACUUCUUCUUCUUCUUCGUGGGUGAUAUUGGUGACUUCUUCUUCUUCUUCUUCUUCUUCUUCUUCUUCGCGGGUGAUCGUGGUGCUGCAACCUCCAACAUUACCGUAGUGGUGCCAACAAGCCUCCAACAUUACCGCAGGAUGAUCUUCGCCAACACGGGCAACCCGCUGAAAAGUGGCAGCCGCAAGCAGUCCUACCCCAUGACUCCGUCCAGUCCCAGCAGCAGCAGCAACAGCAGCAGCACAGGCCUGGAGCAGCUCAGCAAGACCAACCUGUACAUCCGGGGUCUGCCUCCUGCCACCACAGACCUGGACCUGGUCAAACUCUGUCACCAGUAUGGCAAGAUUCAGUCAGCAAAGGCCAUUUUGGACAAGACAACCAACAAAUGUAAAGGUUACGGCUUUGUGGACUUUGACAGCCCAGCAGCUGCUCUGAAGGCCGUCCAUGCUCUGAAGACCAGCGGCAUCCAGGCCCAGAUGGCCAAGCAACAGGAACAAGACCCCACCAAUCUGUACAUCUCCAACCUGCCUCUGUCUGUGGACGAGAAAGAGCUGGAGAACAUGCUCCAGCCUUUCGGCCAAGUGGUGUCCACACGCAUCCUGCGGGACUACGGCGGCAACAGCCGAGGCGUGGGCUUCGCCAGGAUGGACACCACCGAGCAGUGCAACGCAGUCAUCUCUCACUUCAACGGGAAAUUCAUCAAAAUCGCCUCCGGAGCUCUGGCUCCCUCUCAGCCCUUGUUGUGUAAGUUUGCAGACAGUCAGAGGAAGAAACACGCCCACAGUGGAUUUGUUCCCAAUGGACAGAGUGCAGAUCUCAGACUAAGUGCAAUGACUCUGACCUAUGACCCCUCGUCAGCAGCUAUGCAUAACGGGUACUACCCAUCCCCGUAUCCAGUCACCAACAGGAUCAUGGCUGUGCAGCCCACCUUGUCUCCCUACAUGUCCCCGCUCUCUGCUUACCAGGUGCAGAGUCAUUCUUGGGUGGCACAUCAGCCAUAUAUCAUGCAGCACCCGGCCCCGGUAAUGUCGCCCUCUGUGGAUCCAUCCAUGUCACUGCACCCUGCAGCCAUGAUCACUCAGCAGAUGGGUCAGCUGUCCUUAGGAAACACUGGAGCGGUGAUGAGGGGAGCAGUGGGCAGCAGCAGUGGCCGCGCCCGGGAAUCAUUUUUGUACAUUGCUGCCAACGCGGGGGUUCAAGGUGCUUACCUGCCACAGUAUACUUCCCUGCCUGCACCAGCGGAGAACAACACGCCCCAGCAGGUGGAUUCUUCCAACAACUCCUCCCCUUACAGUCAGCUCAGCAAGUAACCACAGGCGGGCUGACGGGCGGCGAGCGAUGACAUCAGCCUCUCUCUGAUUGGACCACACACAAACUGUUUUGCACAGCCCGACGCUUGUGUUGGAAAAGCCAGAACAGAAAAGGAGGAGAGUGACAAGAGCAGAAAAGGAGGACAAGAGCAGAAAAGGAGGAGAGGAGCAUAAAAGGAGGACAAGAGCAUAAAAGGAGGACAGUGACAAAAACAAAGAGCACUGCAUCAGUUGUCUAAUCACACAAAAGCAACACAAAUAGAUUUAUUUUGAUAAGAAACAACAACAACGUGCUCUUCAUCCUUUUCUCUUUUUUCAAGAAGGAUUCUCCAACAAAAAUUCCAGAGGACACGCCCCCUCCUCCUCUUCCUCCCCCCCACAGUAUGAUGUGAUUUUUAAUGCAUGAGCCCCCCCCCCCUCCCCUCCCCUCCCCCACCCAGGUUUUAUGCUUUUCUACUUCCUUGACGUGUGAGCUCCAUGCAGACUCCAUGCGGGUGCAGAUCCACGAUUAGAAGGUGCCUUCCUCCACCAACAUCUUCCAACUCCAGAUCAGGUGUCAUCUCUCCUCAGUGAUGGCUCUCCACAUGCUGGUAGCAAUAAUGGAGUCCACCUGCAAUACAACACAAACUCAACUCAGAGAGAAAUUUACUCCUCCCCCCCCCCCCCCUUCUCUUUGCUUUUUUUGUUUUUGUUUCUCUUUUUGGAAUAAGACGAAGCUUUUCCUGUCUGGGCUGCGCUUUGUUGACCUUCUAGAAGUUCCUCUCGUGGCCGCCGAUCUACCUCAUGGUUCUCAGUCUCACGCCGCUGCUGGCGGGUUUGCAGGUAAAGCCCUCAGCAGCGACGCCGACUACGGAACAAAAAGCCUUGCUCAAGGAGCUGCCGGCUGACUCGGACUUCAACCUUUCGCAGCGACUCUUCUUCCUCCUCCCUUUUUUUUUUUUUUUUAAAUUUGUCAUGGCUUCUCUUUUUGUUUCCCACUUGGUGACUUGACUUUAGUUUGAUGCUCCCGUUAUUUCUCCUCUUCCUCACUUAUUGGAGGGCAAACUUCACUUGCUUAUGCAAAAAAAGGAAAAAGAUUUGAAGGCGUGACAAGACUAGAGAUGUCCGAUAAUAGCGGAAAUUAUCGGUAUCGUUUUUUUAAAAAUUAUUGGUAUCGUUUUUUUGUUUGUUUGUUUGUUUUUUUUAAAUUAAAUCCACAUAAAAAACACAAGAUACACUUACAAUUAGUGCACCAACCCAAAAAAACUCCCCCAUUUACACUCAUUCACACAAAAGUAGGGAUGUCCGAUAAUGGCUUUUUGCCGAUUUCCGAUAUUCCGAUAUUGUCCAACUCUUUUAAUUACCUAUACCGAUAUCAACCGAUAUAUACAGUCGUGGAAUUAACACAUUAUUAUGCCUAAUUUGGACAACCAGGUAUGGUGAAGAUAAGGUACUUUUUUUUA